AUGUGUACUACUGCGUUUCAACUGACUUAUGGACAUGAAGUUGUAUUACCUGUUGAAAUUUACUUGCAAUCAGUUCGAAUUCAAAGGCAAUAUGAGAUUCCAUCCGACCAUUAUUGGAGUAUGAUGUUGGACGAGAUGGUCGAUUUGGAUGAAGGAAGGAUGGCAGCGUUGGAUGUCUUGAUAAGACAAAAAGAGCGAGUCACCGUGGCUUAUAAUAAUAAGGUUAAAGUGAAAACAUUUUUGAUUGGAGAUCUUGUUUGGAAGGUAAUAUUGCAUAUGGAUCGAAGAGAUAAAACUCUAGGCAAAUGGUGUCCUAAUUGGGAAGGCCCAUUUCAGAUUAUUCAAGCAUUUUCGAACAAUGCUUAUGAAAUUGAAGAGUUAAAAGCUGACAAACAAAUUCUAAGAGUAAAUGGUAAAUACCUGAAAAGGUAUAAGCCUAUGCUACAAGAAAUUCGAAUUGAUAAGGAAUAA
This is a messenger RNA of Lathyrus oleraceus (garden pea), 471 nucleotides long. RefSeq lists its product as uncharacterized. NCBI's taxonomy places the organism in Eukaryota, Viridiplantae, Streptophyta, Magnoliopsida, Fabales, Fabaceae. The transcript has a single exon. The coding region runs from base 1 to 471 and encodes 156 amino acids. The record is from RefSeq and is a predicted model, not a curated record.